GUUGGCAAGUGGCAACACUUGAAAACUAGCUGUCUUUUAUUUUUAAUUUUUAUGUUUUUUCCAGUUUUUCCCCCCAUUUUUAUCACAAGUUACAACUGUUCUACCGAUUUAGCCAAAUUUAAAAAGAAUUCAUAUAUCUAGGUACAUCCAUGAUUUAAAUAUUGGAUUUAUUUAGUUUAUUGUUUGGUAAGGUAAUAGUUGUUUACUACUUUCGUAUUUUGUGCAAAGAAAUUCGGUUUUAGCCGUAUAACUUACCCAGCUUCAAAAUAUUAGAAUGUUUCCACCCGGUAUUUUUCGAGACACCCUCUCGAAGUACCACUAUGAAGAAGAAAUUUAUGAUGCCUUGGCAAAAGAGGAUAUGUCGGAGGUCGUGAUGACAGGAUUACGUAUUCUGAGGAAAGCGAAUUAUUUCACCACGCCUGCCUUUCAUUGUGAACACUUUGAUCGUAAAACCAAAUCGAAUUCUACAAUAAAACGUAACGAAGGCAAUGAUGCUUACAGGAAUGGCAUUCACCAAAGAGCAUUAGCACUAUACAAUGAAGCUCUAUUGUACGCCCCAAAGGAUUCUAAAGAAAUGAUACUAGCAUAUAGCAACAGAUCUGCACUGUUCUAUAAACUAGAAGCGUGGACUGCCUGCCAUAAUGACAUCAAGACAGUUUUUUCAAUGGGCUGUCCGGGUGAGCUCAAAGAAAAGUUAAUUAAAAGACAAAAUGAGGCAUUGCAACACAUUGAUAGAGAAGCUAUAUUCAAAGGCAUAAUGCGUCAUUCUGCUGAAAUGUGUAUUGAUAAAAAUGCCAUGAGAUGUAACACUCAAGUCCCGUGUGCAAGUUCUGAUAUUAAAAUUGUUACUUCGACAGCUAUGCCUACAGUGGUUGCCGCCACAAACAUAAAAGUGGGGGCUGUUUUAGCAUCAGAACGAGCCUAUGUGAGCUACACUGAGGAAAUCAAUGCGGCAUUCUCUUGUCAUUUUUGUCAAAAGAAGCACCUAAAUUUAAUACCGUGUGACGGUUGUUCCUAUGCACUGUUCUGUAAUGAAGAAUGCAAAAAUAAAUGCAUGAAGGAAUACCAUGAAUAUGAAUGCAAAAUCAUGGAAAUCUCGUGGGAAUUUGAUGAAACGCUAAAUUUAGCAAUAAAAGCGUGUUUCAAACUACAAAAAUCGUGCAAAUCAUGGGAUGAAUUUAUCACUGCAUCCUACAAUAUGGGCAGCAGUAGAAUCAAGUCCAGUUCAACCCAAGAAAUAUAUGACACCAACAACAAGUACUCAAUUUUAUGUUGCAAAGAUGAUAAGACUUUCAUUUAUGGAGUUCUUCAUAAUGCCAGUAUUCUCGUUGCCGUAUUUUUACAUCACCUUGAAGAUAAAAUCCCUUCAUUUCUACCAAAAGAUGCUGAUAAAAGACAACAAGCCAUGCAAGCUAUGGCCAGAAUUAUGAUGUUCAUAGCUGUAUAUCAAACCCCUCUUCACAUAGUUCAGGCCCAAGACAACAUAAGAUUGGAUCAAAGUAGCUACGGAACAGAAAAUUAUGGAUUAUUCUCUUUUAUUUCAAAGCUGAAGAAAUCCUGCAAUUCUAACUCAGUUAUAGUUAACAAUAACAAUACAUUAGUACUGAUAGCUAUUCGUCCUAUUAGAAACGGAGAGGAGUUAACUGUUCCAUUUUUAUGGCACAGAUGUGAUGAUGAUACACCAGAUGCCCACCUGAGACACCUCAAAACAUUUGCAUGUUACGGAACAGUUUGUGAUUGCAGCAGAUGCAAUAGUGAUUCUCAAAUAAAAAUCAACAGAGAACAACUAUCGAAGUUCCAAAGGAAAUUUUUCUUAAAACUGAACUUGAAAGAAAUGGAAUCAAGACUGGGUCACUUAGAAAUAAACCAAAUUUACGAAACGUUGUUGAAAGCUUUGACGGUUCUGCAUGAUGUGCCAAAUUCAAAGGAAUAUAUUGCAGUAUACAGACUUUGGCGUCGAUGUGUCUCCUUCUUUGAAAUUGUGUGUAGUAAUAACACUGUUCUUGACGUUGUUGUCUAGAAUUGUUUUUGAUGGUAUAAACCAUUUAUAAACAAAAUGGAAUGAGAUAUUAAUCUAUAUAUCGAGGGCUUCAUAACAAAAGGGGGUAUAUGCCAAAGCGCUAUUUCUUUUUUGUAAGUUUAAUUAUUAUUUUAUAACUAUCCUUAAUGCUACAAAAAGCUGUGAUUAUUGAUUUGUUGUAAACUGAUAUUCAAGUGCCUUUGAUAUUUUGGAUAAUAAUUACAUUUAACCAUGUAGAUUAGAUAUAUUUAAAAUAACUAAGACUUAAGUUUGUUUUAUAAUUAUUUCUCUUGAUCUCUGUAUCGUGAUGAUCCUCAUUCCUGAUGGUCGUCGCCUCUUCUAUGAACCGCUUGUUAAAAGGGGUUUUAAUUCGCAUAAUAAACUGAUGUUCACAAAUUCAGAUUUUCUUGAAAUAAGGUUUUUUUAGUUUUAAGUAGUAGGUACCUAAGUUGUGAUUCCAUUUACGUACCUAACCUACCUAUUUAGUAGUUUAGAACAAUGCCACUUUUAUAAGUUACGACGAUGUACCUGUGCAGAAAUUUUAUUUGAAUGCCGCGAAAAUAUCUUGGCCAAUCAUAGCGCGCGUCGGUCCGCUAUUGGUUGCUGUCUACGCCACAGAAUAUAUAAUAGUAAUAAUAAACGAAUAAUAACGUAAAGAUAAACGUUUGCGAAUUGCAAGCGAUUACUCGGGAUGACAGAAAAGAUUGGUUCGACUGACAUGGCACGCAUUGUGCUGGUACCAUGCUGGUGCACGAAUCGACGUAAAAACAAGUGAAGUUCACGCGCGCUCGUGAAUUGCAAGAACAGUCAUCAUUAAAAGUAAAAAUACUACGCAAUUAUUAUUCUAUAUUUUUUAAUGCUACCUGCCUGUUUGAAGAAAUUGUAUGUUUAAACUCUUGUUAUGUUUCAAUCAAACAUGUUUGAUAAUAUUAAGGAGGAUAAUAAAAAAAAUUCUUAAAGGAGUAGA
Maniola jurtina (meadow brown) is the source of this 2987-nucleotide messenger RNA. Its product is annotated as SET and MYND domain-containing protein 4-like. NCBI's taxonomy places the organism in Eukaryota, Metazoa, Arthropoda, Insecta, Lepidoptera, Nymphalidae. The record is from RefSeq and is a predicted model, not a curated record. Gene Ontology annotation, molecular function: protein binding. Bases 275 to 2020 code for a protein of 581 amino acids. The transcript is spliced from 3 exons.